ACAUACUUACUCACAUCCCACACUGUUGAGUUUCACAGUGCUGCCUGAGGCGGAGUAUGUAACCCAGACUGUCAGGAAGCCACAUGAUGCGGAGAAAGAGACACACAAUUGCAGCUGCUCUCCUGCUGUGUGCUGUUACAGCGCUCUGCUCUGAUGGUGUCCAGACUCCAAAGUGUGUCUCAAAUUGGAAGGUGAAGUGCUUCCAGCCAGCCGACCAUCUGAAUGCCUCUGAUCCUGUCAGCUUGAAGUUGUCCAAUGGUCAAGAACUCAUUGUCUCCCUGGAGGCCCUCCCUGAUUGCCCUGUCUGCCAGUGGGUGAAAGAUGAAGGCCUGCCGGUGAAAAUAAACGGGUGUGUCUCCACGCUCAUACCACGAUGUUCUCGGACAGAUUCUGGGACGUACACUCUGAGCUGUGAAAGUCAGAGAGGAAGCAAUUUUACGAAAACUGUUGCUCUUCAAGCAGUUGAACAACCUUCCAAACCACAGCUGUAUCUGGAUGGAAUAAAUGAUCCAAGUGUUUCUCCUUCAUAUAAGUGCAUCUCUAAAGGUUCUCCAAGGCCCAAAAUUGUUUGGUCUGGUCCAACCGACCGGGAGAAGAAGACAGCUAUUGAUGCUUGGACAGCAGAGAGCUCAGUCUCAAGUUUUAAAUAUUAUAACAUGAAGGUGGAAUGUUGUGCCAAAAACAAUGAAGGAGAGGAAUGCACCCAGCUGUAUGAAUUUGACUUACGUACUGAUUCAGUGAAGCAAGAGGAGGUUUCAAAUGUGACCAUAAGCCCCGGUGAGCCUUUGCUACUUCGCUGCACAACAGGUCAAGAUACAGGUUAUACCUGGGAGCACGAUGGCAAGGUUCUGGUGGACAACAAGAAUACGAUCCGCAUUAUAAAGCAAAGGGUUUAUGGCGUGAAUAUGGUGUAUGCAUUCAUUGCAUCAGCUGCCUCGAAUCACAGUGGCACAUACACCUGCAAGAAGUCAAACAGAGCUAAAUCCAUGGAUAUCCAUGUUAGGGUUUAUAAUAUGAGAGCUUCCUCUCCUCCACAGCUGCCUGACCAGAUUUUGAUAACUCAGAACAGCUCCUGUCUGGAAGCAGAUGUCUUUUACCACCCGGGACUGCAGCACUGCAACUGGGAGGCUCCUGACGGGAGUGUCACUAAAUGCAUCAGGGAGCAGGCGGUCGCGAACCACAGGACUGUGAGGUAUUGUAAUCCACUUCAGUCGGGAGAAUAUAAACUACACCUGGGGACUGGAGGAAAAACAGAAACCAAGAACACAACAGUUUGUGUUGUAGAAACACCGGCACCCAAAUUUAGCGAAGAAAAUGGUUUAUUAAUUGUGGAGACUGUGAGUGUCCUGCCAGCAAACUCUACAUGGAUGUCAAGAUCAUCAACCACGAACGGCUCUGAAACAGAUUCCUAUUGGGAAGUGAUUCAUCAGGAGUAUCACACACCUUCUCAUGACUUCUGUAACAAGAAGCUUGUCAGCACGCUUUCAGCCAACAAGGUGGCUGAAAGCAAAUUCAAGUUUUGCUUGACAAACCGAGUUGGUACCUGGUGCAGUGAACAUUAUGUGCUACAAACAGCCAGCCUCCUAGCCUCCAGAGGUGAUCCACCAUCUGAUAGUAACUCCAUGCUGCUGAAAGCCGGCAUUUUUGUUCUGCUCCUGGCCCUGGCAGUGGUCACACUCCUGCUCGUGUACUACAUCAAGAAGAAGAAACCCCAAUAUCAGCCUCAGCUUCAGAUGAUCCAGAUGGUGGGACCUAAUGACAACGACUACAUCUACAUCAACUUCAAGGACUUUGAUUACGACAAGAAAUGGGAGUUUCCUAGGCAGAACCUGGAGCUUGGAAAAGAGCUGGGCUCUGGAGCGUUUGGCAUGGUGGUUCAGGCCACGGCUUAUGGCAUCAACGAUCCUGGAGUAUCACAGCAGGUGGCUGUCAAGAUGCUGAAAGAAAAACACCAGACUGUGGAGAAGGAAGCUCUGAUGUCUGAGCUGAAGAUGCUGACUCAUAUCGGUCAGCACACCAACAUCGUAAACCUGCUCGGUGCAUGCACAGAAACCGGACCCAUAUACCUGAUUUUCCAGUAUUGCUGCUACGGAGACCUGCUGAACUACCUGAAGAAGAGCGGUGAUCGCUAUCACAAGUCUGUGACUGACGCCUUCAGCAGGGACCGAUUCAGCAGCCUGUAUCACAACCUGCAGACCAAGAAAAACCAAAGUGAGCUGGUAACAAAGGACAACUACAUGCACAUGCACGGCUCCACCACCAGGGGGCAGGAGGACAUCGCCCUGAUCACCAUCAACUCCAACGAAGAUCCAGAAAUCUACGAGAGUGAAGAAGAUCCGACGGAGCUGCAGGCUCUCACCUUUGAUGAUCUGCUCAGCUUUGCCUAUCAAGUGGCCAAAGGGAUGGAGUUCCUCUCCUCCAAGAAUUGCAUCCACCGAGAUCUGGCGGCUCGAAACGUGUUGGUAACAAAAGGCCGGCUGGUGAAAAUCGGUGACUUUGGGCUGGCCCGGGACAUCGACAAUGACUCCAACUACGUCGUGAGAGGGAACGUACGUUUGCCGGUUAAGUGGAUGGCUCCAGAGAGCAUCUUCCAGGGGAUGUACACCAUGAAGAGUGACGUGUGGGCUUACGGCAUUCUGCUCUGGGAGAUCUUCUCACUCGGCGUGACUCCGUAUCCAGGUGUUAAAGUGGAUCACACGUUCUACUCAAUGAUUGAGAGAGGAUUUAAGAUGGAGUGUCCGUACUAUGCCAACGAGUCUGUGUAUGGUAUGAUGUGCAAGUGUUGGGCCCUGGAUCCUAACAAUCGCCCGUCUUUCUCCAAGUUGGUGGACUUCAUGAGUAGCCAGCUGAUGGACAUCGAGGAGAAGCUCUACCAGAACAUGCUUGACCAGACUUCCAGCGACUACCAGAACGCGUCAACCCUUGUGGACAUUUCAGCCUUGGUGAAAGAAAGUGAGAGCAAGACGGCGGCAGCCAACGACUACUGCAAAGCCAACCUGAAAGAGCAACCCCAAGCAGAGGCAUCAAAGUGGGAGGCUGCUGGGGAAGCGGAAGCGGAGCCUCUGAAGCUUUCUGGAGGAGAGUGAUCCAACCAUUUUAUCCACAGCAUACGUAACAGAUCUACCUAUUAUCCUGCUUAUUAACAGCCAUCAAAAUAACAUACUGGCUUUAUACUCUAUUACAAAUAUUGUGAGCAUUACAUGCAAAAGGCUGGAUUUUGCAUUUAUUUGAUAUAAUUUCUUCUUAUAU
Molecule: messenger RNA, 3249 nt
Organism: Fundulus heteroclitus (mummichog)
Lineage: Eukaryota; Metazoa; Chordata; Actinopteri; Cyprinodontiformes; Fundulidae
Gene: flt3
Product: fms related receptor tyrosine kinase 3
Exons: 25
Coding region: 84-3086 (1000 amino acids)
Biological process (GO): multicellular organism development; protein phosphorylation; cell surface receptor protein tyrosine kinase signaling pathway
Cellular component (GO): signaling receptor complex
Molecular function (GO): transmembrane receptor protein tyrosine kinase activity; ATP binding
Source: RefSeq, a predicted model, not a curated record